GCUAAUAUUCAUGGAAUGAUAAUGAAGAUAAUCUUCUCUGAUAAAUGAUGGUAGACAUCGACUUUACGUACAUUUGACAAGUAAACAAAAUUUUCGUUGUUUAUGAUGUGCACUUGCACCUUAUAUCUUUUGUGUGACAUUUCUCUAUUUAUUUUUUUCUUUUUACAUUUGCGACAAAAGGUUUCCAUUCCUGUGCUGCUAUUGGCCAUUUCUUAUCAGAUUUGCUAUGCUGCCUUUCAUGUCAUCCCUGUCUCUAAUUGACACAAACGUAAACUAUAAAUUUUUCUUACAGAGAAUAUUGCUCGGAAGAUUCAUCUUUUGUUUAAGCUGGGCUGAAUUGAUUUAACUUUUGUGAAUGGUACUUUAAGAAGUAUCUUUGCAUAAUUGACCUAAUAUACUGAAACUAAUAAUGGUUAGACUUUCAUGCACAAGCAAAGAAAGGGAAACGAAACAAGCAUCCCAUGGAAUGUAUUUGCUUUGUUGAGUCAGCCUAACUGUGCACUAAGACUAGUAGUACUUUUAGUGGCUCAUUAUGAAAGCUGUAGUUGCAGCAACAUCUUCGUUGCUAUUCCCCUUUUUGUCCCUCCGCUUACGAAUUUGAUUGUAGCAAAGGUACUCUAUGUCAGAUCUAGGAAAGUGAGGCGGUAGAUCAAAAAACACACAAAC
Mycotypha africana is the source of this 666-nucleotide messenger RNA. RefSeq lists its product as uncharacterized. The record is from RefSeq and is a predicted model, not a curated record. The transcript has a single exon. The coding region runs from base 424 to 648 and encodes 74 amino acids. NCBI's taxonomy places the organism in Eukaryota, Fungi, Mucoromycota, Mucoromycetes, Mucorales, Mycotyphaceae.